Molecule: messenger RNA, 1851 nt
Organism: Chaetomium globosum CBS 148.51
Lineage: Eukaryota; Fungi; Ascomycota; Sordariomycetes; Sordariales; Chaetomiaceae
Exons: 4
Coding region: 1-1851 (616 amino acids)
Molecular function (GO): inositol hexakisphosphate 3-phosphatase activity
Source: RefSeq, a predicted model, not a curated record
AUGGCUAUCUCCCGCCGGAUUACCGCAGCCGCACUGCUCGCCUCGACCCUUUCGAUCCAAGCAGCCGCCGUUGAUGUCGAGAUCCCGGUGUCAGCCGCUACCUCGGACAUCGAGUCUGACUGGGCAUCUGUUUACUAUGGCAAGACCCCACUCCUGUUGGGCAAUGACGGAACUGCCGCUACCGGAGGCUGGCUCGCCUGGGACCUCAACUCGGCCUCGCCCCUGAACCAAGUUCAUGCCGAGACUCCGGGUCGCCGCACCAAACUCGUAACCACCAUCCAUGGCCGCGAUGACAACAAGAAGCCGACUGGUCUCGCCGUCAGCAUUAGCCAGCCGGACUCGGUGCUCCGGGCCUGGGAGUUGCCCGAUUUCGACGAGGUCAAGUCGGCUCGCAGCACUGUGCUUGGCGAUUGGUCGGCUCUGUGCUCGUGGAAGAGCCCGAGCGGUCAUGACUACGUCUACCUGUUUGGCAAGAAGGAAGCCAAGGUAUUCCUGGUUCGGAAGGAUAAAGACGAGGAUGACUAUGAAGACGCCAAGUUUGUGGAGAUCCAAACAUUCCCUCUGUCGGUUGAGGCGUCGGGCUGUGCUACCUCACCUUCCCUCGGCAAGAUGUUUGUCUCGGCUGAUGACGACAAGGACGUGUACGUUUUUGACCUGGUCGAGUCCACCGCGGCCCCUGCCAUCAGCAAGAUUGGUGAAGCCGAGGACGACGUGACAGGAGUGGCUGUCUACGUAUCCGCCACUACCGGUGUCGACUACCUCCUCGUGGCCAUGGAAGAUACCGUGGCUGUGUACGGGCCCCCAUUCGACUUUAUUGGCAACCUCAAACUCGUCGGACAGGAAGACAUCGAAAUCCAGGGUCUUGCCGUCUACCAGGGUUCCACGUCCAAAUACCCCAGCGGUGUGCUUGCGUACGCCAUUGAAUCCGACGACGUUACCGGCUUUGGUGUCAGCUCGCUUGACGGCGCCAUUCAGGAGUUGGGUCUGGAAGGCAACACCAAGUAUGACCCCAGCCUCGAGUGCAAGAAGUCAUCGCCUAUUUGCAGCUCGUGCUCGAACAAUGGCUUCUGCGCCCAGAACGGCAAAGGCAUAGAGUGCUCCUGUUUUGCAGGCUGGCAAGGCAAGACCUGCAACACAUACACCUGCGAAGACAACUGCUCUGGCAACGGCCAGUGCGUGGGGCCAAACCAGUGCAAGUGCAAGACCGGCUGGGGCGGCCUCCACUGCUCCUUCGUCGUCGUUCAACCCGUAGCCGAGACGGAUGCCAACGGCGGCGACGGAGAUGACCCGGCCAUCUGGAUCUCGCCCUCGGACCGCAGCCAGUCGCGCAUCAUCACCACGACCAAGUCCGAGCAGGGCGCCGGCCUCGGCGUGUUCGACCUCUCCGGCAAGCUCCUCCAGACCAUCCCCGCCGGCGAGCCCAACAACGUCGACGUCAUCUACAACUUCCAAGCCGGCCCGCGCAAGAUCGACCUCGCCUACGCCGCCUGCCGCGCCGACGACACCCUCUGCCUCUUCGAGAUCACCCCCAACGGCACGCUCACCCCCAUCCCCGGCGGCAGCCAGCCCACCCCCCCGGACUACGAAGUCUACGGCUCGUGCACGUACCGCUCGCCGACCACCCAAAAGCAAUACCUCUUCGUCAACGCCAAGUCGGCCCAAUACCUGCAAUACGAGCUGGGCGCCACCGCCAACGGCACGCUCACCACCACGCUCUUGGCGGGGGGGAAGGGCACGAGUGAGGAGGCGAGCUUCAAGUUGGUGCCGUUGGAGCGGAUUUUGGGGGCCGAGGUGGUGAAGCAGUUGGGGUUGAUGGAGGAGGUGGAUAGUGAUUGGGAUCCGAGGGCUUGA